Molecule: messenger RNA, 1452 nt
Organism: Cicer arietinum (chickpea)
Lineage: Eukaryota; Viridiplantae; Streptophyta; Magnoliopsida; Fabales; Fabaceae
Biological process (GO): protein transport
Source: RefSeq, a predicted model, not a curated record
UUUCUCUUCAUGAGAGCUUCCAUUUCUUUUCUUUGAGUUCUCCUCAAUGUUGAUUCUUACCUUAACUUUAUGUUCAAUCAUUCUAAAUACACAUACUAGUUCAUCUAUAUUUAAUUUAACCAAAACAUAGCCUAAAAAAUAUCCAACAAAAAAAUAGUCUUUUCCCUUUUUAGCCAAUUGGGUCUCUUCAUAUUCUAUGAUCAUACAAAUGUUUAGGUGGAUAUUGAAGCCUAAAUUCUAUUCAAAAUGUAUAUCAUAUGUGAAGUGUAUAAAGAUAAGAUUAGAGAGGAUAGAGAAGAAGAGAAGAGCUGUUGAGAAGUUUACGAAGAGUGAUAUUGCUGAACUUCUUAGGAGAGGGCUUGACUAUGAUGCAUAUAAAAGGUCUUUGCACUUGAAGCAGGCUGAAGGACUUUUGUUUGAGCAAAAAAUGUUAUCAUGCUAUGAAUUAAUUGAAAAGUUUAUUGGAUGUAUAUCUGAUCAUCUUGAAGACAUAACUAAGCAGAGUGAAUGCCCUGAGGAAUGCAAAGAAGCUGUGCCAUCAUUGAUGUAUGCUGCAGCAAGAAUUUCUGAUUUACCAGAAUUGCGUGACCUUAGAACUUUGUUUAUAGAGAAAUAUGGGAAUUCUCUUGAACCAUACAUAAAUAAAGAGAUUGUUGAGAAGUUGAGAAGAGAUCCUUCUACAAGGGAAAUGAAGAUUAGGUUAUUAUAUGAUAUAGCACAAGAGUUCUCUAUAGAUUGGAAUGCAAAGGCUUUGAUGAAAAGACUUUAUACACACCCAUCAUUAUAUGAAGGGAGGCCUAUGUCUGAUAACAACAGAGACAACAUAGUCAACAUUGGAGGAGGAGAACACCAAUACAGUAGUGAUUAUGAUGAUGAUGAAACAAGCACAGAUACAUCAUCACAUCAUGGAAGAAAAGAUAGUUCAAGUUCAUUUGGAAGCAUAUCUGAGGAUGAUCAUCAAAAAGUAGCACAAGAAAUCAAGAAACCAAAUUCAUUUUUGCUCAUUCCACCACCUUACCUCAAACAAAAUGCUAAUAACAACAAAAGUGAAAUCAAUUCCAACAAAACAACAAAUUUAGAAACACUACAGAAGACUGAUUCAAGUGGAAUGAAACCAUCAACUUCAGAUGAUACAAUAUCAUCAUCACAAGGGCUUGCACAAAUACCAGGCGGCGCGUGGCGUGUGCCUACUACUCUGCCUGAUUAUGAUGAUUUAAUAGCUCGUCUCAAAGCUUUCACAGGAAGAUCAUAAGAAAAAGCUUUAGAAUCAUAGAUUUGUGCAAAUAUAAAGUUUCUCAUAUUCAUGUUAUGUCUGAGGUUUAGGAUUUAAGACACAAUUGUAGUAAAUUUGUAAAGAUGUUAGAUUAUGAGUUUAAAAUUAGUUUCUCUAUGUAUAUAUACGUGUGCAUAUGAGAAUAAAAAUUGGAGAAAAUAUAUAAGCUUAUAAACCAA